CGCCGUCCCCCCAAUCCAAUCCACAGGUAUUUUCUCAUCUUCAACCCUUAUCUUCGUCUUGAUUUGAUCCCCAAAUUUUAUAUUAAUUUUUGUUCUGUUAUCAUCAAUAAAUGUUUGGAUCUUUGGUAAUCCUCAAUUCUUACUCUUCAGAUUCGACCUUUAUUCUCGAGGUUGCGUAUGAAACUCCGGUUUUCAGAUCUUAAGUAUUUGCUCUGUCUAAUCUUUAGUUAUUCUGUAUAAUCUUCGUAUUUGUUCCGCCAUUAAAAGAAGAAAAGAAACUCACCCCAUUGAGACACUAACAUUUUGGAAAUGGAGCUGAGUACCAUUAAGGAUGCUUUUGAUAGGGUGGCAAAGAAGCAAAAACUCUCCUCUUCCAAAUCUCAAGAAAUAGUAACACAAAUUGGGCAAGAAAUAGAACAAGCCGUAGCAAGCAUUCAAGGGGAGACAUCCCUCAGUAAUCACAAGCUUAUUCUGGCAGAGCUGAAGGCCAAGUUGAAGGAAAUCGCACCUCUAAACCAGCUCGAAGGUGCAUCAAAAGAACUAAACAUUGCAUUAAGCAAGUACACGAAGAUCCUUGAGAAGUUCUUUAACCCCGACAUCUCAAAGGCCUACAGAAAUGUUGACUUUGACAUCCAUACCCUCAACCAGAUAAUUGCCAGCCAUUUUUAUCAGGAGGGCAUGUUUGACAUUGGGGAUUGCUUCGUGAAUGAAUCCAGGGAAGAAUCAAAUGCUUCGGUAGAUAAAACUCCAUACCUAGAGAUGUAUCAGAUUCUAGAAGCCUUGAGGCUCCGGAACCUCCAACCAGCUUUGAACUGGGCUGCCACUAACCGUGAAAAACUCAAACUUUGUGGGGCCGACAUUGAGAUGAAACUUCACUGCUGGAAUUUCGUUGAAAUAGUAAAAAGCAAAGGCAAAGACGAGGCCCUAAAAUACGCUCAAAACUUCUUCCCGCCCUUUUGUGCCAAUCAUUUAGCUGAAAUCCAGAAGUUCAUGGGAUAUCUUGUAUAUGCCGAGAGACUCGAUUCCUCACCAUACUCUGAUCUCUUAUCCCCAAAGCAUUGGGAGAAUCUGGCCGAGGAUCUCAAAAGACAGUUCUGCAAUCUACUUGGUCAUCCCUAUGAGAGUCCAUUAAGGGUGACAAUUGGAGCUGGGGUCCAGGGAUUGCCAACCCUCCUAAAACUGAUGAAUGUUAUGAUGGCAAAGCAGGAAUGGCAGUCCAUGAAGGAGUUGCCGGUACACGUGGACCUGGACAGAGAGUUCCAGUUUCACUCUUUCUUUGUGUGUCCGGUGAGCCGUGAACAGGCGACCGAAGAGAAUCCGCCUAUGUUGUUGUCGUGUGGGCACGUGUUGUGCAGGCAAUCCAUAACAAAACUGUCCAAAAACAAUAGCUCCAGGCCGUUCAAGUGUCCUUACUGCCCCACAGAGGUUGAACUGGUUCUCUGUAAGCCAUUGUAUUUCUGAUAUGGUUUGUAGUGCUCUUUGCAUGAGCUCCAUCUUUGUGUAUUCUUCUACUUGUGACCACCCCACUACAUUUCCAUUUGCUUUCUCUCUCGCUCCCAUUCUGUAUACUUAUCGAGUGUGGGUCAAGUAUUAAGCUGCUAAACCUCUUUCAUAACAUCUCUAUGUUUUUCUAACCCCUAGUAAACUCCCCAGCCCAAUUCGAACCCACUCCCCUACCCCCAUCAAUUGGACCCACCGUCAUUGGAGUCAAACUUUUGGCCAUAAGUCGACUAAACUUGGGGAGUCUAA
Cuscuta campestris is the source of this 1749-nucleotide messenger RNA. The record is from the annotation of a GenBank genome assembly. NCBI's taxonomy places the organism in Eukaryota, Viridiplantae, Streptophyta, Magnoliopsida, Solanales, Convolvulaceae.